Molecule: messenger RNA, 3968 nt
Organism: Fukomys damarensis (Damara mole-rat)
Lineage: Eukaryota; Metazoa; Chordata; Mammalia; Rodentia; Bathyergidae
Gene: Sin3b
Product: SIN3 transcription regulator family member B
Biological process (GO): negative regulation of transcription by RNA polymerase II
Cellular component (GO): chromatin
Molecular function (GO): transcription corepressor activity
Source: RefSeq, a predicted model, not a curated record
AUGACUCUGUGUCCAGGAUUUGCGGUGGAGGACGCCCUCACCUACCUGGACCAGGUGAAGAUCCGCUUCGGCAGCGACCCCGCCACCUACAAUGGCUUCCUGGAGAUCAUGAAGGAGUUCAAGAGCCAGAGCAUCGACACUCCCGGAGUCAUCAGACGUGUGUCUCAGCUCUUCCAUGAGCACCCGGACCUUAUCGUCGGAUUUAACGCGUUCCUUCCUCUCGGGUACAGGAUAGACAUUCCCAAGAAUGGCAAGAUAAACAUACAGUCACCUCUAACGAGCCAGGAGAACUUGCGUAGCUCCGGCGACUGUGCAGAGGACCUCAAGCCCCAGGCGCCGCUGGGGUCUGAUUCCGUAGAGUUCAACAACGCCAUCAGCUAUGUGAACAAGAUCAAGACCCGCUUCCUGGACCACCCGGAGAUCUACAGAUCCUUCCUAGAGAUCUUGCACACCUACCAGAGGGAGCAGCUGCACGCCAAGGGCCGGCCACUCCGGGGCAUGUCGGAGGAGGAGGUCUUCACGGAGGUGGCCAACCUCUUCCGCGGCCAGGAGGACCUGCUGUCGGAGUUCGGACAGUUCCUGCCCGAGGCCAAGCGCUCACUGGGGGGCUGCACUCCGCUCGCCGCGCUCACCCACAGACUCUCUCCGCAGAAGAAGGUGAAGCUGCGGGGGACCAAGGACCUAUCGCUGGCCGCUGUGGGCAAGUACGGCACGCUGCAGGAGUUCUCCUUCUUUGACAAGGUGCGCCGGGUGCUGAAGAGCCAGGAGGUGUACGAGAACUUCCUGCGCUGUAUUGCACUCUUCAACCAGGAGCUGGUGUCGGGCGCUGAGCUCCUGCAGCUUGUCAGCCCAUUCCUGGGGAAGUUCCCGGAGCUCUUCGCACAGUUCAAGUCCUUCCUGGGGGUGAAGGAGCUGUCGUUCGCGCCGCCGCUAAGCGAGCGCCCCGGGGACGGCAUGAGCCGUGAGAUCGACUAUGCGUCCUGCAAGCGCAUCGGCUCCAGCUACCGGGCGCUGCCCAAGACCUACCAGCAGCCGCGGUGCAGCGGGAGGACGGCCAUCUGCAAGGAGGUGCUGAACGACACCUGGGUCUCCUUCCCCUCCUGGUCGGAAGACUCCACCUUCGUCAGCUCCAAGAAGACGCCGUACGAGGAGCAGCUGCACCGCUGUGAGGAUGAGCGGUUUGAGCUGGAUGUGGUCCUGGAGACCAACCUGGCCACCAUCCGCGUGCUGGAGAGCGUGCAGAAGAAGCUGUCGCGCAUGGCGCCCGAGGACCAGGAGCGCUUCCGGCUGGACGACGCUCUGGGUGGCACAUCUGAGGUGAUCCAGCGGCGCGCCGUCCACCGCAUCUACGGCGACAAGGCCCCUGAGAUCAUCGAAAGCCUCAAGAGGAACCCCGUCGCUGCCGUGCCCGUCGUCCUGAAGAGGCUGAAGGCCAAGGAGGAGGAGUGGCGGGAGGCACAGCAGGGCUUCAACAAGAUCUGGCGCGAGCAGUAUGAGAAGGCCUACCUCAAGUCACUCGACCACCAGGCUGUGAACUUCAAGCAGAACGACACCAAGGCGCUGCGCUCCAAGAGCCUGCUCAACGAGAUCGAGAGUGUGUACGACGAGCACCAGGAGCAGCACUCAGAGGGCCGCAGCGCACCGGCCAGCGAGCCACACCUCAUCUUCGUCUACGAGGACCGGCAGAUCCUGGAGGAUGCAGCGGCGCUCAUCAGGCUGGCUGGGGUACAGCCCGGGGCCUGGGUUCUGUGCCCAGCGAGUAGAGGUUCACCCAGUGUGGCGCCUCCUCCUCCUGCCCUGCCCUGGCCAGGAGACGCCUGCGUAUGCCUGUCCCCACUGCUCUCCCACCGCUCCGGGGCAUCCCGGCACCCGGCCCUGCGGCUCAGCCUGCUGCCCCCACAGGAGGUGGAGCUGGAGGAGUACUACCCGGCCUUCCUGGACAUGGUGCGCAGCCUGCUGGAGGGCAGCAUCGAUCCCACGCAGUACGAGGAUACCCUGCGCGAGAUGUUCACCAUCCACGCCUACAUAGGCUUCACCAUGGACAAGCUGGUGCAGAACAUCGCGCGCCAGCUGCACCACCUGGUGAGCGAUGACGUGUGCCUGAAGGUGGCGGAGCUGUACCUGAGUGAGAAGAAGCGUGGCGCGGCAGGCGGGAACCUGUCCUCUCGCUGCGUGCGCGCCGCCCGAGAGACGAGCUACCAGUGGAAGGCCGAGCGCUGCAUGGCCGACGAGAACUGCUUCAAGGUGAUGUUCCUGCAGCGCAAGGGCCAGGUGAUCAUGACCAUCGAGCUGCUGGACACUGAGGAGGCCCAGACCGAGGACCCUGUGGAAGUGCAGCACCUGGCACGCUACGUGGAGCAGUACGUGGGCACCGAGGGCACGUCCAGCUCGCCCACCGAGGGCUUCCUGCUGAAGCCCGUGUUCCUGCAGAGGAACCUGCGGAAGUUCCGGCGCUGGCAGUGUGAGCAGGUGCGUGCCCUGCGUGGUGAGGCCCAGGGCCCCUGGCGGCGCCUGGUGGGCGUGGAGAGCGCGUGCGACGUGGACUGUCGCUUCAAGCUGAGCACCCACAAGAUGGUGUUCAUCGUCAACUCCGAGGACUACAUGUACCGCCGCGGCACGCUCGGCCGGGUCAAGCAGGUGCAGCCGCUGGUGCUGCUGCGUCACCACCGGCACUUCGGGGAGUGGCACAGCCGCUGGCUGGAGGACAACGUGACGGGGGAGGCGGCCGGCCUGGUGCAGGACUGGCUCAUGGGCGAGGAGGACGAGGACAUGGUGCCCUGCAAGACGCUGUGCGAGACAGCCAUGGUGCAUGGCCUGCCUGUCACCCGCUACCGCGUGCAGUACAGCCGCCGCCCAGCCUCGCCCUGAGUGCCCUGGGCCACGUGGCGAGGGGGGACAGAGGGGAGCGGCUCCCGCCACCAUCCCGGCCUCCUGCCCUGUCUCUUUUGCUGGGGCGCCCAGCAGGGUGGGACUACAGCCAGCCGAGUGGGCGCAAGUCCUUGGCCAGCACCCGAGAUGUCGUGGGGACCCUGCCUCACUGUCGGAGCUGUAGGCCCAGUCACCGAGGGGAGGAGCUCUGCGGGUGAUGUCCUCGCUCCUCCAGUUGCACACAUUUAUUCCUGUCGCACAUCGUGGUCGCAGCUUGAGCAGCAGCCGGGCCACCCAGGCCCCUCACCUUGCUGGGUGCUGGCGCGCGAGUGGGCCUGGCCCUGUCACUGCCGCCCAGAGCCCAGGGUGACCAGCUGGCCCCGUGCGCAGCCCAUUCCUGCCGCAGAGCUGUGCCAAACUGGGUGCCGUGGCUCCCUGGGAGCCAGCGCCUGCCCCGUGUCCCAAGUGCCAGUGGCACCGUGGGCGCCCCACCUGUCCCUGGAAGCAGGUUGGGUGGGGACACGGGUGACGCUGAGCCCCGCAUGCUUCUCAGACGCCUGUUCGUUUUGAGGAUUUCUGUUCUGGCCUUGAUCUUCCCUUGCAGCUGUUUUGAAUGUAGUUUUCCUUUUCUAUUUAUUUGCACAUUAAAGUUAAAACUUAAAUACUGAUGGAGAGAAGAGGCUUCAGGAAUUGUUUCCUAGGAGAAAGCUGCCACCUUCCCUCCGUGUGAGUAUCCCUGGCCCUGUAUUCUGCCCCCUCCAAGGCUGAGGCACUGUACCCUCUGCAGUGUUCCUCUUGGUUCUGCCUUCUGGGAUGGUCCUCCGAGUUCUGUGGUGAUGUGAGAAACUUCACCCAAGCGCUGUGCAUGGAGACUGUCUAGCUGGGCUGUGACACAUCGCCACCACCCCAGUGUCUAGCCUCCCUGGCCGACACAUAGCACUGCUGCUGUGCCCGCUCCAUCCCAGCCCAGCCCUCCGCAGCAGGACAGGAGAGCUGGCAUCCAGGGUGGCGGUGGACCCACCCUCGGGGUUGUGCCCGCAAGAGGCAGUGAGUGUGCAGAGGCCACACUGUGCCCAGGCUGUGGCAGGGGCAACCUCAGC